Messenger RNA from Trichoderma atroviride IMI 206040, 3093 nucleotides. RefSeq lists its product as uncharacterized. NCBI's taxonomy places the organism in Eukaryota, Fungi, Ascomycota, Sordariomycetes, Hypocreales, Hypocreaceae. Gene Ontology annotation, cellular component: nuclear envelope; cytosol. The record is from RefSeq and is a predicted model, not a curated record. Gene Ontology annotation, molecular function: small GTPase binding. Gene Ontology annotation, biological process: protein import into nucleus.
AUGGAGGAUCAACUGGCGCAGCUCCUGGCCAACGCUCAGCUUUCCGAACAAGCACCCCGCCAAGCUGCUGAAAUCGAGAUCAAGCGAGCCCAGACAAAUCCUGCCUUCCCCAUCUCGCUUGCUCGCAUCGCCGCCCACUCGUCCAUCGACACGGCCAUCCGACAGUCUGCUCUCAGCACGCUGCGACUGUUUAUCGAGAAGAAUUGGUCUGUCGAGGAGCUGGACGAGGAGCCCCAGAUCCCCAUCUCCGACGAAGCGAGAGAGAUCCUAAAGCAGACCUUGCUGGAGGUGGCUUUGAGCCCCGAGGACGACAGAAAAGUCAAGAUCGCAGCGAGUUAUGCUGUCGGCAAGGUCGCCAUCCACGAUUUUCCCGAGCAAUGGCCCGCCCUUCUGCCCACCAUCCUCGGCGUUAUCCCGACGGGCAACGAUGCCCAGCUCCACGGAGCCUUGAGGGUGCUUAGCGACCUGGUCGACGAAAGCUUGAGCGAGGAUCAAUUCUUCUCCAUGGCCCAAGACAUUGCCAAGGCGCUUACCGAGGUGGCCCUCAACGAGAACCGAAAGCCCAUGCUGCGCGCGCUUGCAAUUUCCGUCUUCCGAGGAUGCUUCGAUUUGAUGAACAUGGUCAAGGACGAGAACAAGGAGGUCAAGUCUUUUGCAGAGGAGCUGCUGACACAGUGGAACCCUUUCUUCAUUGCUGUGCUCAAGGGCCGCCUGCCGGAAGGCGACUCCAGCUCUGGCGCCCAGCCCGAGGCCUGGAAUAGCAUUAUUGCUCUCAAGCUGCAAGUCGUCAAGACUCUCCUUCGGAUUCGCAGAGUCUUUCCCAACCUCCUUCUCCCCCAGAGCACCAUCUUCUUCACCGCGGUGUGGGAAGAGCUCAGCAUUAUGCAAGCCGCUUACGAGCAACUCUACAUCAUUGACGAGGUGCAGUCUCGCCUGGAAGACUCAGAUAACCUCCCCUAUACCCUCGACCUUCUCAUCCUGGAGGAGCUUGACUUCCUGAACCAGUGCUUCCGUGCACCCCCCGUCCAAGCGGAGCUCGACAGCCAUCUGCAGGCCCAUGCCUCUGGCCACGAAGUCCCCUGGAUGAUGGACCUUAUGAAGAUGCUUGUUGGAUAUUCUCGAGUGACUCGCGAGGAGCAGGAGCUCUGGGACUUUGACUGCUCUUUGUACUUGGCAGAGGAAACAUCGGUCACGGCCAACUACACUGCUCGUACUGCUGCCGGUGACCUUCUCAUCAAGCUGGGCGAGUGGUUCAACGAGAAGACGGUCGAUGGUCUGUUUGGAUACACCAAGACUCUCUUCCCGGGCGAGGGCCCCUCGGCAUGGAGAAGCCAGGAGGCGGCGCUCUACUUGUUCGUCAUGCUCGUCAGCGACUUUGAGGAUUUGAGCAAGCCUCUCCCCGACGUUGUCGCCAGCGCAUACCUGGAGCUCGUCGACUUUUCCAUCAACCAGUCCAAGCAGCCACUGUUGCGUGCUCGAGGAUAUCUCGUGGGUGGCAUCAUUGGCCGCUCGCACCAGACCCCGCCCAACCUGGUUGAUCGCAUCGUGCACUCCAUUACCACCGAAGAGUCAGAGGUUGUGCAAGUCGCGUGUAUCAAGGCCAUUGAAGGUCUGAUCAACUCGGGACGUGUGCCCGUUGAUCGCCAAACGCCCAUCAUUGCCUCUAUCCAGGCCUACAUGAACGGCAAGGACCCGGAGGAAAUGGAAGCGGCUGACGAGCUCCUCGUCACCCUGACAGAGACCCUCCGAGCCGCCAUUGGCAUGGACAGCCAGAUUGCCAUCUCUAGCGACAUUCCGUCCGUGGAUCUCCUUUUCCUGCUGGCGAAGCUGGGAGCCAGCAACUUCCAAGUCACAAUGCUGGUCACAGAAGCAUUUGAGGAUAUUGUCGGCAGUCUCUCAGACGCCUCCUCAUAUGCUGCCUUGUGCGCUCGCAUUCUGCCAACACUGACUGGUGCAUUUGACGUGGCCAACCUCACAGAGGACAACCCUCUUGUCACGGUCGCAACAGAGUUGCUGGUCGUUUUGACAGAGCACGCCUCAGAGCCUCUCCCAGAGGGCUUCGUGGCUGCUGCGCUCCCCAAGCUCAACCGUCUGCUCAUGGAAUCGACCGAGGGUGACGUUCUGCGACCUGGAUCGGAGGCAGUCAAGUGGAUUCUGGUGCACGACCACCAGCAGGUCUUUAACUGGCACGACUCCAACGGCCGAUCUGGCUUGGAAGUCUGCCUGCACAUUAUUGACCGGCUCUUGGGUCCUUCCAUUGAAGACAAUGCUGCCUCCGAGGUUGGAGGAUUGGCUGCUGAACUGGUAGAGAAGGCUGGACAGGAACGGUUGGGACCAUUCUUGCCACAGCUUCUGCAGGCUGUUGCUAAUCGACUGGCCACUGCGCAGGCCGCCGCUUUCAUCCAGUCUCUUAUCAUUGUCUUUGCGCGACUGUCCCUGGGCGGUGCGCAAGAUGUUGUUGAGUUCCUAAGCCAGAUCCAGAUCAACGGCGAGAGCGGCCUUCAAGUUGUUUUGGCCAAGUGGCUCGAAAACUCCGUCAACUUUGCCGGCUACGAUGAGAUUAGACAAAACGUCAUUGCGUUGUCGAAGCUUUACUCGCUCAACGACCCUCGAGUAGCACAAACCUCGGUCAAGGGCGAUCUAAUUGUCGGCGCUGACGACGGAAUGAUCAAGACCCGAUCCCGCGCCAAGAAGAACCCCGACAAGUACACCAUCAUUCCUGCGACUCUCAAGAUUGUCAAGGUCUUGAUCGAGGAGCUCCUGUCCGCCUCGGGCGCCCGAGCUGCUGCGAACGCCGCCUCUGCCGCUGUCACCACUUCUGCAGAGUUCGAUGACGAAGACAACGAGGAGGAAGGGUGGGAAGACGAAGACGAUACGCUCGACCUCUCCCUGGGCGCGACAAAGGCCGAACUCAUGGCCUACGGCAUGGAUUCUAGCGCACGACAGCGCGACGACGAGACCCAACAAUACCUUACCGAGUUCUUCAUCCGCUGCGGCCGCGAGAACGUCGCCAACUUCCAGGAGUGGUACAACAUGCUAACAAACGACGAAAAGGCGAAGCUGAACGAGGUGGCCAAUGCUGCAAGCCAAUAG